This is a messenger RNA of Carlito syrichta (Philippine tarsier), 435 nucleotides long. RefSeq names its product protein mago nashi homolog. Gene Ontology annotation, cellular component: nucleus; catalytic step 2 spliceosome; exon-exon junction complex. Lineage: Eukaryota; Metazoa; Chordata; Mammalia; Primates; Tarsiidae. Gene Ontology annotation, biological process: RNA splicing. The record is from RefSeq and is a predicted model, not a curated record.
AUGGAGAGUGACUUUCAUAUAUGUUACUACUACAUAGGUCCCAAGGGCAAGUUCAGUCACGAGUUCUUAGAAUUUGAGUUCCAACCCAAUGGGAAAUUGAGAUAUGCCGACAACAGCAAUUACAAAAAUGAUGUCAUGAUCAGUAAAGAGUCUUAUGUACAUAAAAGCGUGAUGAAGAAACUGAAGAGAACAAUUAAUGACAGUGAAAUUACCAAACAGGAUGAUGUUUUAUGGCCUCCUCCUGAUGAGGUGGACUGGCAGGAGCUUGAAAUCAUCAUUGGAGAUGAACACAUUUCCUUUACAAAUCAAAAACUGGUUCUCUUAUUGAUGUCCAUCAAUCUAGAAGGCUUACAAGUAUUUUAUUUUCUUGUCCGGGACCUAAAGUGUUUGGUCUUCAGUCUUACUGGAUUACACUUCAGGAUGAAGCCAAUCUAA